Brenthis ino (lesser marbled fritillary) is the source of this 1026-nucleotide messenger RNA. The record is from the annotation of a GenBank genome assembly. NCBI's taxonomy places the organism in Eukaryota, Metazoa, Arthropoda, Insecta, Lepidoptera, Nymphalidae.
AUGUUCGAGCCUAAAGGUUGCGCCUUCGUCAAGUUUAGUUCACAUCAAGAAGCGCAGGCGGCCAUCACAAGUCUGCACGGCAGUCAAACUAUGCCGGGAGCGUCUUCAAGUUUAGUAGUGAAGUUCGCAGACACGGAGAAAGAACGCCAAUUGCGACGGAUGCAGCAGAUGGCCAGCAACAUGAGCCUGCUCAACCCCUUCGUGUUCAAUCAGUUCGGCGCGUACGGUACCUAUGCGCAAGUCAUCACUGAGCAAGUUGAUCUACAACAACAAGCAGCUUUGAUGGUCGCUGCGACUGCACAGGGCUACAUAAGCCCCAUGACUGCGCUCGCAUCGCACGCUCUGAACGGCAUGGCCAACUCUGUCGUGCCUCCCACUUCUGAUAACUUCUCGGGUCUAGCGAUAGGCACAGGUGGACAGCCGCUCAACGGAGCGUUGCCAUCUCUGCCGUCGCCCACCAUGCCCGGGUUCAACAUGGCCGCACAGACCGCCAACGGACAACCGCCACCACAAGAAGCCGUUUACACUAAUGGCAUUCAUCAGACUUUUACUGGCCCUGUUCCAGUGACAGCACAAGGCAUACCUAACGGCGAGGCCGCACUGCAACACGCGGCGUACCCCGGCAUGCAACCCUUCCCCGGCGUAGCUUACCCCGCGGUAUAUGGGCAGUUUCCGCAACCGAUCCCACCGCCGAUGUCGACUAUAGCGCCGGCACAGAGAGAAGAUUUUCUCGUGUUCCCAGGCUGCUCCAUAUCGGGGCCCGAGGGCUGCAACCUCUUCAUUUACCACUUACCACAGGAGUUUGGUGAUGCUGAGUUAAUGCAGAUGUUUCUCCCAUUUGGAAACGUGAUCAGCAGCAAGGUCUUCAUUGAUCGCGCUACCAAUCAGAGCAAAUGUUUUGGCUUCGUGUCAUUCGACAACCCGACGUCCGCCCAAGCGGCCAUCCAAGCGAUGAACGGCUUUCAAAUUGGCAUGAAACGACUAAAGGUCCAGCUGAAACGGCCAAAGGAUGCCAACCGGCCUUAU